ACAACAGAUGAUAAUUCAUACAAGAUACAAGAAGAUGCUAGUGUGUCAUUUUCAUUUUUCCUCUUAAAACUAUAUAUUUGAGUGCUUAAUUACAACAAGUGCAUACAUUUUGGAGAUAAAUUUUUGUUCGCUAUGGCAAACGAUGAAGUUGUGUUGAAACAAUAUCUUUCUAAAUAUAAACACCGUGAUUACACUGCGCGAGAAGUAAUUAGUCUGAUUCAAGUGUAUCGUAGCCUCGUAUAUCGUUUAGAAGCCUUUGUGUUCAAUAAUGGCACUAGGAAGGAUUUACUCAAUCUCGAAGGCACGAUACCCGUAAAUUACAAAGGAGCUUUCUAUAAUAUUCCCGUCAGUAUUUGGCUUAUGGAUACUCAUCCACAAAAUGCGCCGUUGUGUUUUGUAAAACCUACACCUGAAAUGACUAUCAAAACAUCUAAAUGGGUUGACAGUAAUGGUAAGAUUUAUCUACCUUAUCUACAUGAGUGGUCACCAUCUGGUUCAACUCUACAACGUUUGGUUCAGUGGAUGAUAACAGCAUUUGGAGAGCUGCCUCCUGUUUACGCUAAGCCACGUAAUCAGCCUCGACCUCCGUACCCAUUUGAUCCAUUCAUGCCGCAGCCAUCAGGCUAUCCAUAUCCUCAAGUUAACCCUCAGCCAGGUUAUUCAACAGCUACUCCUUAUCCCACAACUUCAAAUCCAUUACCAUAUCCAAACUUUGGCACACCAUACCCUGGUUCAGUUAGUACUAAUGGUACACCUUAUCCUGCAGCCACCCCUUACCCACCAACAACCAAUUUUGGACCUGGUACUGAAGCAGGUGGUACCAUCACAGAGGAGCAUAUAAAAGCCUCAUUAUUAUCGGCAGUUACUGAUAAAUUGCGCAGGAAGUUAAAUGAACAGUCCCAGCAAUCACAGGCAGAAUUGGAAACAUUGAGGAGAACACAACAAGAACUAUGUGAAGGCAAAUCUCGUCUUGAAGAUAUCUUUACGAGACUGCAACGAGAAAAAGCAACACUUGAGAAGAAUUUAAGUACACUUCAAGAGAAAGAAAAAGAGUUGGAGGCUGCUGUAGAGAGACUUGCAGAACAGGAUGGCAUUGAAGCGGAUGAGGCUGUUGUAACAACUGCCCCAUUGUACUCACAACUUUUAAAUGCAUUUGCAGAAGAAGCAACAUUGGAAGAUGCUAUUUAUUAUAUGGGUGAAGCAUUACGCAAAGAAGUAAUAGAUCUGGAUACUUUCUUGAAGCAAGUACGUACAUUGGCUAGACGGCAAUUUACUUUACGGGCAUUGAUGCAUAAAUGUAGGCAAAAGGCUCAGCUAGCUUGCUAGUGGUGUCAAUGUUACAUACACAAUGCAAUGAUUACGUAUAUCACUAUCCAUGAUUGGAUUAACAAUGGCUUAUAAAAUACUGCCAUCAUAGAGGUAUGUAAAAAAAAAUUGU
This is a messenger RNA of Papilio machaon (common yellow swallowtail), 1438 nucleotides long. RefSeq names its product tumor susceptibility gene 101 protein (gene TSG101). The record is from RefSeq and is a predicted model, not a curated record. NCBI's taxonomy places the organism in Eukaryota, Metazoa, Arthropoda, Insecta, Lepidoptera, Papilionidae. Gene Ontology annotation, cellular component: ESCRT I complex. The transcript has a single exon. The coding region runs from base 133 to 1326 and encodes 397 amino acids. Gene Ontology annotation, biological process: protein transport; endosome to lysosome transport; protein modification process. Gene Ontology annotation, molecular function: ubiquitin binding.